Molecule: messenger RNA, 1694 nt
Organism: Jatropha curcas
Lineage: Eukaryota; Viridiplantae; Streptophyta; Magnoliopsida; Malpighiales; Euphorbiaceae
Product: glycerophosphocholine acyltransferase 1
Biological process (GO): phosphatidylcholine biosynthetic process
Source: RefSeq, a predicted model, not a curated record
GAAUCCUAAAGAUUAAGAUAAUCCCAACAAUUUCUUUAUUAUUUCUCCGCGACAGAGAUCCGUCUCUCCAUAUAUUUCUCUACAUAUAAUUGCCUUUCCCACCUUCUUCUUUCGUUUGUCUCUCUCUUUCUUUCCUCAGCAACGGACAAGAACAAAAUAAGAAAAUGGCUAGCAACGAAGACCCUAUUGAAGAAGUAGUUUCUAAUGGAGAUUCAUUUGGAAAAGCGAAGCAGAGCCUCAAAGACCGAUCUAAGAAAGUGGCUCAAACGAAGGAAAUAUUGUCAAAACAAGCGAAUCAAACAAAGGAGAUCCUAUCUAAACAGGCAGUUAAGAUCGCCAAACAAGCCGAGGAACAUGAAAGCUUUAUUAGUAAGGUAACUCAUCUUCUUGGUGUUCUUGGUUUUGGGGGAUUUUGCUUCCUCCUUGGAGCAAGGCCGCAAGAUAUUCCUUAUGUAUACUGUUUGUUUUAUGUUACAUUUGUUCCUCUUCGGUGGAUAUACUAUCGGAUCAAGAAAUGGCAUUAUUAUCUUCUGGAUUUCUGCUAUUACGCUAAUACAAUCUUCUUGGUCGACCUUCUGCUAUACCCAAAGAAUGAAAAGCUUUUUAUGGUGUGCUUCUCAUUUGCUGAGGGGCCAUUAGCAUGGGCAAUUAUUGUUUGGCGUUGUAGCUUGGUUUUUAGUUCUGCUGACAAAAUUGUCAGUGUCCUUAUACAUCUUUUACCUGGUUUAGUUUUCUUUACUAUACGGUGGUGGAAUCCAGCAACCUUUGAAGCUAUGCAUCCUGAAGGAACUUUGCGCAGAACAUCAUGGCCAUAUGUAGUAGAAGACAAGUACUUCCUGUUGACAUGGUUGUUCUUAGUGCCGUUGGUGGCUUAUACCUUGUGGCAAGUUCUCUAUUUUCUGAUUGUCAAUGUCUUACGAAGGCAGAGACUGUUAAGAGAUCCUGAAGUCAUGACUUCUUACAGGGAGCUAUCAAAAAAGGCGCAAAAGGCAAACAAUGUAUGGUGGCGUUUAAGUGGUUUGCUUGGCGAUCAGAAUCGAUUAUUGAUGUACAUUCUGUUGCAAGGAAUAUUUACCGUGGCAACGAUGGCAUUGACAGUCCCAAUCUUCUUAUCUUAUGAGCUGCAUGCGGUUUUCCAAAUACUCAAGGUUUCAGCGGCUGUGUGGAAUGGAGGAAGCUUUCUGGUAGAUGUAGUGCCAAGACAGGUAAUUCUCAAAGAGAAGAAGAAAUCUGAGAUGAAGCCAGCACUAAACCAGCAAGACCAGUCUGCAAACAUGCAACAAGAACAACCUGCAAAUCCGAUAGAGAAUACAAUGAACGUGACACAAUCCAACACGAACCAAUCCACCGAGGUUGACGAGCCCUAACAGUCAACAGAUAUGUCACGAAAAGUAGCUGUUAGUUCUGAAAAGGAUUUUCAGUAGUUCUGUACGUCAUAGGUUUACCCCCUAUAAAAAAAGGGCUACACAAUUGCUUUUCUUUCUUUCCAGUGUAGAAACUAACGUUUUCGAGGGCUACCGUUAAAUUGGCUACAAUCUGUAUAGUGUCGACUGGUUUUGUUCUUGGUUGUGAAAUUGGCGGUUAGAACGAUGUCUUAGUUUGGUUGCUUCCUUUCUGGAAAAAUACCGGUUUCAACAAAUUUAAUAAUAAUUAAAGGAAAAAUUAGUAAUAGAAUAGGAUUAUUUUUCUUUUUC